ACACUCUUAUUCACCAAACAAGAGAUGACUGCUAAUUCUAGGCUUAUGUGAAUAUGCGUGAUAAGGAUUAUCAUAAUUGAUUGUCCGACAGGAAUAUUCAAGUUUUAUUUUCUGUUACUCGCUUAAAAUCAAUAGCGUUAUCAACAUCGAAAGUUUGCGUAAAGUGCAAUAAUACAAGUUCUUACACAUUUUAACAGUGUCACUUGGCCAUACUUCAGUUAUGGACGUUAAAGAAGCGGUUGUUGGAGGACAGAAAGAUUACUAUCCGCGCAAAAACAUCAAUAAAAGAAAAGCCAUAGUUCAAAAAGAAAAUGGUAUAUUCUACGAACAUUUAAGGAAUGACAUGAAAACGACCCAUGGAGAGUCGUUUCCCCCUAGAGAAAAUUCCGUUGCGCGAACUUUGCCGUUCAUUCCAGUUAAUAAGCGAGAAACUCUAGCUGCUCUGGAGAAUAAAACUGUGACUAGAUCAGAUUAUGUUAACUUUGGUAAUCAAGCGCGCUCUAAGCCUAUACUACCUAAAUCGAAUUCCGUAGUAAGUAAGGAGCCAAUGCAAAGUACAACAUCAUAUCAAGAAUCCCAUACACCGAAGCCAGUUAGUCCUAUGACGAAACCAGAAUGGGCACAAAAAAAACCCUAUGAAGCUCCAGUCAACAAAUUACCCGACGUAACGACAUACAAGGAAACUUUUGUUAAAAUGCAAACACCUCGUCCAGAUCCCAAAAAACAUGAUGAUAACGAAAUAUUUUCUAAAGAGAAUGUAAAUUAUCGUACAAUGUACGAAAAUGCCUAUUCUAGUAGGCAAAAUUCUAAGAAAAGAAUGCCAAUAAAGCAUAUCGAUAAUAUUCAACUUUCAAGUGACAAGUUUCAAGGAGCGUCAGUUUACAAAGACCACUAUAACGGAUAUGAUAAAAAACAAACAUUCUCAAAAGCAAAAACUAUGACUGAAAUGACCGAGAAGUACUCGAAAAUGACCGCUCCUGCUGAAGAAAAUUGUCAAGACGUUGGUGCACAAUCGAAACCGGUCAGAUUGGCCCCUCUAACGAAUCGUCCAUCAUUGCCGUCUCAAAGCUAA
Messenger RNA from Dimorphilus gyrociliatus, 1072 nucleotides. The record is from the annotation of a GenBank genome assembly. Lineage: Eukaryota; Metazoa; Annelida; Polychaeta; Dinophilidae.